CUGAUCGAUUGAUACAGAAAGGAGGUCGUCAACUCAGACGACCCCGACGUCGAUGUUGAGAAUCAUAGUUGCCGUGGGCAAUGCCUUGCAAAGUGCCGUUUGCCUGCCCUCAAUGUCUGCAUCGGACCGCCAUGUUCCGAAGAGCUCUCACCGGCAUAUGGUCUCCCAUUAUUUCUCUCUGUCUUCGACGCCCACUGAUAACGAAGCGCAAACUGAAUAUACGGACAUUCACAAUGAACCAGUUUCCUCCUCCAUCCAAUGCAAAGCUGGAGACGUACUCUGUCAAAGGAAUCAAGGUCAUUGAACGAUUCUUUGAUCUCCCACUCGACUAUUCCGAUCCAGACGGAGAGAAAAUACGCGUCUUUGCGCGAAAUCUAAUACCCAAGAGCAAGGCCAAGACCGCUAAAGAUGAAGAAGAACUGCCUUAUCUCGUGUAUUUGCAAGGUGGCCCCGGAUAUGAGAUUCCGUUUCCCAAUAUCAGCGGAUAUGCAGCAGAAAUUCAUGAGCAGGGAUACCAAACGCUCUGGAUGGACCCUCGAGGGACAGGCCUGAGUACCCACAUCUCCCCUGAAAGCCUCCCUGCCCACUUGACAACUGAUCAAACCAUUGCCGACUACCUCAAGUUCUUCCGUGCGGAUAGUAUAGUAAAAGAUUGUGAAGCCAUCCGAGAGAUUCUCCUAGGACACAAACCGAGUCCAGAGGACCGCAAGUGGACAAUACUGGGUCAGAGCUUUGGAGGCUUCUGUGCUAUAACGUAUCUCUCCUUCCACAGCGAAGGCUUAAAGGAAGUAUUCACGACUGGCGGGCUCGCCCCGUUGGUGGAUCAGCCCGACUCAGUAUACGCGGCUACUGUUCUCAGGGUCAUGAAGAGAAACAAGACUUAUUACGACAAAUAUCCACAAGACAUCCAGCGGGUUCGUAAUAUCAUGUCAUAUCUCGAAACGAAUGAGGUUUCAGUAUCGAAUGGAGGUCGGCUUAGCCCCAAUCGCUUUCAACACCUUGGCAUGGACUUCGGUAUGCACGGGGGGAUUGACAGGGUUCACCAACUUGUCUUUCGAGCCGCCAAUGAUCUCGACACAUUUGGUCAUUUAACAUACAAGACUAUUCAGCUCGUUGAGCAAGCUCAGUCAUUCGACGGCAAUCCCAUUUUCUCAAUAUUGCAUGAAGCCAUAUACUGUCAAGGGCAUGCAUCGAAAUGGGCAGCGACGCGAACAUUACAAGAUUAUCCUCAAUUCUGUUGGUCUUCCGUCAAGCAUUUGGCCGACUCGGAGCCAAUCUAUUUCACCGGUGAAAUGAUAUUUCCAAGCAUGUUCGACGACUACGCGAAUCUUCGACCACUCAAAGGCGCGGCCGAAAUAAUUGCACAAUACGAUGGAUGGGGUCAGUUAUUCGAUCUCCAACAGCUGUCCAAGAAUGAAGUCAAGGUGUCUUCGGUGUCAUACUUCGAUGAUAUGUAUGUCGAUUUCGAUCUGGCACAAGACACGGCUGCGAAAAUCAAAAACACGGAGCAAUACGUUACGAACCAGCUGGUCCAUAGUGGUCUCCGCGCUGAUCCGAAGGAUGUCAUGAAACAUUUGUUCCAGUUGUCGAAGAGGGAGUAUGAUUGAGGGUACUGCAAGGAUUCCAUCAGCACCCAUUCGAUGACCCUGAACUGUGUAAC
Messenger RNA from Guyanagaster necrorhizus, 1660 nucleotides. RefSeq names its product alpha/beta-hydrolase. The coding region runs from base 81 to 1607 and encodes 508 amino acids. NCBI's taxonomy places the organism in Eukaryota, Fungi, Basidiomycota, Agaricomycetes, Agaricales, Physalacriaceae. Gene Ontology annotation, molecular function: peptidase activity. Gene Ontology annotation, biological process: proteolysis. The transcript has 14 exons. The record is from RefSeq and is a predicted model, not a curated record.